GAUUUACCCCCUUAUCCACAGCCAGUCAACAUCAACAGUUUCCUUCCACGCGUGGUGAUAGGUGUCGGGUGACGCGACGGCCCUUGCAGCACGGAUAGGUGGCUGUCGCUUUCCAUUGGCUUUACAAAGAUGCAGCCUGGCUGACCUGAGUCGGUACCCGGAACGUCACUGUUGGUGAGUCAAGACGCGUGUGAGUUACAGUACUGUAGAAAUGACCAGGCGCCUCGCAUGACACCCCCGGCCGAUCAACCGCGACUGCACGGGGAUCUUCAUCCCCCGUUGCCCGGUUCUCUGUUCUUCGAUCGUAGAUGAUCUUGUUCACAUAGUGUGAAGAACUAGUUUGAGACUGUGCCUUGGAAGACCUUGGUCACCGGGUUAUUGCGCGUGGGGAAAGGUGUGAGUGUUUCACAGGUGCCUGGGCUCUUUAAAGAGGAGAGAAUGCCCUCGAAAAAGUGAGAAAAUUUCCACAUUUUGUUCCAGGCCAAGUUCUGAUUUCUUCCGGGGCCCCACUGCAACGGCACAUUCGUCAUUGCGAUAAUUUUGAAGUAUAGAAAGUUGCACCUUUGACGAAUACAAAACGUGACGGCAUUCCAUGCCAUAAUGAGAAAACACUCUGAAUCCCCUUUUUCCUUUUCCUUUUCUUCUUCUUCUUCUUCCUCUCUCUAUCCCUCAUCACGCAGUUCUCUGUCCCGCCAAUCAUCGGACUCCGACCGGCCGUCAGCAUUCCGACCAAGAGAGCACCUUGAGAGUCUGAUCGUAAAGCACGGUUACCCCACACCCGUGUCGCUCUCAUCCCUAAGGGAUUUGACGGCUACUUCAUCUACUUAUACUCCCCCUUCGCCCCGUCGUCCAUACCAUCCAGACGCCAUUCCGAUCGACACCUUUGAGUCACUCUCCCUGUCUUCAGCCACAAGACCCAUUCCCAUUCCAAGAAGAUCAAGUUCAAUCUACGAAGAAGACUUGCCUGUCACCCCGCUGACCGGCCGUUUCGACCGCGACGACUACUUCGACGAUUGGGAACGCGCGUCUCAAUCCGCGAGGUCCCGGCAGAUCCCUUCGCCGAUCCAGUCAAACCGUUCCGGCCGUUAUUCAUCCAGGCUCCCACCACCAAGGACAAGGAUGCGGUCUGAUAGCUCGCCCUUCUACUCCCCGGUUGCUUCUCCUGUCAUGUCUCCACGACGCUCAACGUCGCCUCAACCCCCUCGUUCUCGAACCCAGAACACAGCCAAGCCAAAGCCCAUGCAGGGCUUCCAUCUCGGCAACUUGCCCCGAUUCCAUCCUGCUGUUUACCAGCCCAAUGCAACUACGCCCCCUACGGGACCUCCUUCUCCACGGCAAUCUCGGCAACCCACUUACCGUACUUCUGCCAGCUCACGGGACAUGAUUUGGCAGUACCGCGAGUUCAUGGAGAAUACCCAUCAAGGUCCCUCGGCGCCCCGUCUGGAUCCGUUGGUUAGUCCUGGCCCAGUCACUCCACUGGCAUUGGAGGCGGGUGACUACCUCACCAGUGGCUCGGUGAACAACACAUCCGAACGGACCCCGCGAGAUGUCCCAAAGAACUCCGGACCCCCUCCUGAGCUUGUUGAGAAAUUGAUUGCCUACGAAGAAAAGGCUCAAAAGGCUCGCAAGGCUGCCAAGGGCCGUUGAUGCGUCGGUUCCACCGUCUCAUCCCUCACCGCUCCUGCAUCAAAAAGGGUGUUAUGUUUUCUAUAAUUUAUUGUGUUUCUUUUUUCCCCUAGUGGGAUUCAUGCAUGAGACCCAUAUUUGCUAUUCUGCUACUUUUCGGUGUUUGGGCAUCAAAAUGAGCUUCGAAACUCAUACAAGACUGCCGAUCCAGUAUACAUGGGAUUGUUUUUCUGAUUUAUCUUGCGCGAUCAUUGUUUUAAAUGACCAACGUCCUCUGCUUUAGCUCACGUUGAUCUUGCAUCACGAUAUCAUGUAUCUACAAAUAUAUACCCCGCUCCAGUCCUGCUUUUGGACUAGCUUUUUCCAUCAAUUGAUCAUCU
Penicillium canescens is the source of this 2006-nucleotide messenger RNA. RefSeq lists its product as uncharacterized. The record is from RefSeq and is a predicted model, not a curated record. NCBI's taxonomy places the organism in Eukaryota, Fungi, Ascomycota, Eurotiomycetes, Eurotiales, Aspergillaceae. The transcript is spliced from 4 exons. Bases 601 to 1647 code for a protein of 348 amino acids.